This is a messenger RNA of Penicillium roqueforti, 1281 nucleotides long. RefSeq names its product Zn(II)2Cys6 transcription factor. Gene Ontology annotation, biological process: positive regulation of transcription by RNA polymerase II. Gene Ontology annotation, molecular function: DNA-binding transcription factor activity, RNA polymerase II-specific; zinc ion binding; transcription cis-regulatory region binding. The record is from RefSeq and is a predicted model, not a curated record. Bases 1 to 1281 code for a protein of 426 amino acids. The transcript is spliced from 4 exons. Gene Ontology annotation, cellular component: nucleus. NCBI's taxonomy places the organism in Eukaryota, Fungi, Ascomycota, Eurotiomycetes, Eurotiales, Aspergillaceae.
AUGCCCCCAACAGAAGUCACUCCUUUCCCCGCAUCUGAGCGAAUUCUUCCUCGGCGGAUUGUCAAGAGGAGAGGAACCACUCGUGAGCGCACGGGAUGUCUGACCUGCCGACAAAGAAAGAAGAGAUGUGACCUCGGCCAACCUAUAUGCAAAGAAUGUGUGCGCUUAAAUUAUAGGUGUCAGUGGGAGGACCCUAGAGCGUUCGGCGACAACCAUAAAGCUGCCCCAUUGCAGCAAAUCGCUCAGAUCAAGAAUGACCAAAAUAGCAUGUUUCGCCUCCUGCGGAAUCCCGAUCCUAUCCUAUUCUGGGUCGAUGCGCACUCCGAUUGUGCGAGCUCGUCGAGUCGACGUCAUUUUCUCCGCUAUUACACUCAAACUUUUAGCAUUCUUCUCACCAGUAACAUGGAAAAUAAUUGUUUCUUAUCUGCAUUUCUCCCCAUGGCCAUGUAUAGCCCGCCCCUCCUGACCUCCUUGGUCGCUUGGUCUUCUUCUCAUUUGUCAUUACGUGAUGAUUCGUUCCUGCAAGUUGCUACUCAGAAUCGGUGCUUGGCUCUUCGGGAUCUCCGACAUGCACUUGAUUCCGAUUUAGUCAAUGUGGAGAUCACCCUUGCCAUGUCGUUGGUCUUGUGCUCAUUGGAGAGCAUAAUGGCCGAUAACGGCAAUGCUUGGUAUCUUCAUCUCGUUGGCGCUGCCGGGGUCAUUGCCUCCAAACUCAAUACGCCGGAGUCACUAGGAGGCUCCGAACAAAUUUCGGAACGCAUGCUACGACAUUUCGCAGAUGCGUAUACGGGCCGCUGGCUGCUGCGCAACUUCGCAUAUCGCGACAUUGUAAUGUCCGUUGCGCAGGACCGGCCGCCCUUGUUGAGCUCCCAUCAGCUUCGAACACUGGACGAGCCCCAGCUGCCUGAUUCACAUUUUGGGCUUGCGUCGGAGAUCUUAGAGAUUCUCUCAAUCACCAGUACACUCAAGGGGAAACUGAAGAAUUUGCUCUCUGGGCCAGCAGUUGCGGGUGAAUCUAACCAGGAUGGAUCCGAUGAUGGCCAACAGGCUAUGCGAAUCCUCGAAAUGAUGCCUGAAUUUGCCUCGCUCGAGGCUCGCCUUAUUGACUGGAAGUGUCCCUUGUCUGCGGAUAUGUCUUUAGCGCUCUUGGCUGAGUCCUAUCGCAGCUCGGCUAUGAUUCAUUUAUAUCGUGUCAUGCGCUGGGCGUGUCCGGAGCGACAAGACGAGCUUUUAGCAAUGACUACUGGUCAGGUCGCCGCAAUUGGGGAGAAGCCACCCUAG